GUACAACAUUAAGCUUACUCAAAAAGUGAUUUCUUAAUAAGCUGUAGGAUAGAAUUUUUGGUUUAUAAGUUUACAGCUCAUACAAAACCUUAUAAAAGUUACCAGUUUUUGUGUCCACUGUGAAGAACCUAAGUUUGAUGGCUUUUCAACCAUAGACAAUUUGAGUUGUCCAGAUUGUAAAAAGAUCGGCGGAUCGCCUGUAGAAUUCGGUGUGGAUUGAGAUGUCGGAUAUCGGCAGCGGAGACGAGGGGAUUUCUAGUCAGAAAUAUCAUGGUCAAGGAAUGGACGCGGGAGGGAACAAUUUUGACUCCGGUCAGCAGCCACAGGAGCAGGAGCUGGCGACGAAGAUGCUGCAGAUCCAAUCCAAGAGGUUCUACCUGGACGUGAAGCAAAACCGCCGCGGCAGGUUCAUCAAGGUCGCAGAGAUCGGCGCUGACGGGCGUCGCAGCCAGAUCUUUCUAGCAAUGUCGACGGCGGCGGAGUUCCGCGACCACCUCUCCAGCUUUAGCGACUUCUACUCGUCGCUGGGCCCGCCCAACCCCGACAACGUCCCCGAGGACGGGAAGCUCAAGUCAGAGAUGAUGCUCAAGGACAAUCGGCGCUACUACCUGGACCUGAAGGAGAACUCCCGCGGUCGAUUCUUGCGCGUGUCGCAGACGAUCACGCGAGGCGGGCCGCGGUCGCAGGUGGCGCUGCCGGCGCAGGGAAUGAUCGAGUUCCGUGACGCGCUCACCGAUCUACUGGACGACUUCGGCACCGACGACGGCGGUUUCAAGGGGGAACUGCCUGAGGGGCGCCACCUGCGCGUGGACAACAAAAACUUCUACUUUGACAUCGGCCAGAACAACCGCGGCAUCUACAUGAAAGUCAGCGAGGUGGUAACAUCGUUACAAGUAAAGAGCAACUUCCGCACUGCGAUCACGGUGCCUGAGAAGUGCUGGACGCGGUUCCGGGACAUCCUCGCCGACUACUGCGACAAGAUGAUGCGGGCGCACCACCACGAGCACCAUGCGGGAGGUGGCGGUCCCAGUUCGCAGCCCCCUCGUUCUGACAUAGACUCAUUAUCGGGCGGCGGCGCUGGCCGCAUUUGAUGCGAGCGGCCGCACUGAGCCGCGCGCGGCCCGACCACCUGUAUAUAGUAUUUUAUAUACGUAUAUAUUAUACAUUCACAUAUAUAUAAUAUAUAUCUAUAUAUACAUAAUAUAUGUAUUUAGUAGUCUAUGUAUCGCCGCGCUACCGACCGCUACACCAAUGUUUAUGUUUGUAGACAAAACAAUUAUUUUAGUUUUCGUAUAUCUUUAUCGAAAUAUUACAAACAUGAUAUAAAAAAAAAUCGAAAAUUCUCAACCUGUGUCUAUUCUUCUUUGCACAAGAAGAAAUUUAUUUUGUCUCUUAGCAGUUAUGGUGCGUUAUAUUACUAAACUAUUAUAUGAUUCUUCAAAAUGUACUAAGUAUUAUGAUAUUAUUUUGUUAAAGUAUGUAAUAUUCCGAUUAAGUUAUUGCAGUCGAAUGAAACGAAAAUGUUUUUGGUAACUUCAACGAGAACUACUCGUAGGAGUUUCGUCAUAAACAGUUUAACAAUAGUGUUUUAGAAACAUAGUUAAAUAGUUCUCGGUACGAACGAAUGUGUAGCUUAAGUAAUAUCGUAUGACUGUAACUCAAUGUUUAUUUAAAGUUCAACUUUAAUAUUUGUGCAGUACGGUUCAGAAUGUAUUGUAAUGUCUCCAAAUGAGUUUUAGUUAAAAACUUACAUCAUUCUGGAUUGUUCUGAUGUUUUGGCAGCUAUUGUAAACAUUUUGGCAUUGUCGUCAGUAAAAUUUUUUUUUCUUCUUAUAUUUUAAUAUUCGUAUUGUUCCCCAAAAGCUUUAAAUCGGAAAUAUGGAUGAAAUUAUUUAGGUCUUUUAUUUUUCAUGGCAACACACGAUGCCAAAUUGUGUUUUUUUUUACUAGCAACACUUUGGUGACAACGGGUCGGUAGCCGCGGUUCCCGAACUAGUUGUAAGGUGAUGUGAUAACAUGUUUGAGCUUCGUCGUUUAUUUUCCGAGAGGGCGUUUCGUCCGAUGGUACUAAUGUUGCUCUUUAUUUGUUGUUGAUCAUUGUACUAGCGUGGUAGGGUUGCGUUUGUUACGUUGGCGUCUGUGCGGUCGAACGGUGUUGCCAGUUAAGUUCGGCGAUAUGCCGAGUUUCGUGGUGGCCACUUCGUUUUACGAUCGGGCAACAUUUUCAGCUUAGCGUUGAUUCUUACAAUAUUCACAUGUAUGCCUUUUAAUCUAAAUUAUUAGUUGGACCGUGGCCCUUCGAGGGCCGUUCGUUUUCUCUGAAACUAAAACUAACUUUAGGCUUUGAGCUUUAUUUUUUUAUAUUAUCGUUUUUUAUUAUUAUUAUAAUUAUUUUGUCUACUACGUGUAAAUAGUUGGCACUCGGCACAUGACCGGAAUUAUGAAGUGACGGCGAUGGACGGAGUCGUAAUUCCAGUUCUGAAGUCAUAUAUUUAUGUUAAGUUUUAUGAUAUUAGGGCGUCAGUGCAUGUGCGUCACUACCGGCGUUUAUUUGGCUACUGACAUGUCUGACACGAUAAACUUGUAAGAACAUAAUAAAAACAAGAAAAAAAAUCUGUUAAAUAUAAAAUGCCACUUAUCUAGUUCGUAGGUGUAUGUGUUUUUAACAUGGAUUAUUUAAUUAUAGUUUUUUUUUGUCUAUACUAAGAUGCAAACAACAGGCACAGAUGUGUGAUGGGAGGGCUGCUUGUGCGGUGAAACGCAUAUGUUAAAGUUUUGUUUGGUAAAACGUUGCUAUUGUAAAGUAUGCUCUCAUAUCAAGACAUUAAGUGCUGUUCUUCGGUGUUGUGUUGGCGCCGCAUAAACAUUUCUCCUAUAGAAUAGGCACCGGGUGUUUACAGGGCGCGUAAUAGGACCAAUUUAGCUUGACCCUCGAUAACCUGCUGCAUGCACGUAGCAAGGGGUCGAGAUAAACUGGCGUUAUUGAAAUCACUAGGUGAGUGCCGCACUGCUGUGAUAUUCUCUAUGCGUACAAUACGUCCGCGUCGAGAAGGUAUAGUAUGCGACGCAAGUGGCCGCCGCCUUAUAAUAUUCAAAUCGGCAGGGUUAUUUCAAAAUUAUUCUCGUUCCGAUACGUGCAUAGGACAUUUAUUAACUAUCAUGGUAUUCGUAGAUGUUAGGUACGUCUAUGCAUUUUUUAUAGAUGAAAUUAGAUGAUAGGUUUUAUAUAACAUAUUGUAUCUGAGUUGGUUCUAUAUACGAUACGCGUUGAAGUUUUAAACGUCGACGCGACACGUUGAGUGAAACUCAAACCUUUUUUGUGAUAUGUAUGAUGAUGAAAACUUAAUAAAAAAAAAGAACAUCCGAGUGCGACUCAAUAAAUCGUUUAGGUAAAAAUUUCUAUGUAUUUUAUAAAUUAUUUCGACACUGCCAGCAGAUGAUUCCGGAUAUGAUCGCGGUCGAGUCACGAGACAUGUUUUACUCUUACAUAAUUCACUCGAAAGGCUAAUAUUGAUUUGUGAAAUCAAAUUAGACUUAUACGUCAGAGCGCUUAUAGGUAGUUACCAAAUGGUACUUAAAAACAAAUAUUAUGUACGGUGACUUGAAGUGAGGGAGAUGGUCAGAUAUCUGCGUUGUAUCCGCCUUGAGUUAAAAAGGAAAAGAGAUUAUGGUACUCAUACCGUAAUCUCCUCUCCCAAGAUAGAAGAAGGGAACAUAGGAAAAGUAGCGAAGGUAGGAGAGAUAAGUAAAGGUCGGGAGAAGUUUGGUAGGAGAGGAAGGUAAAAAAAGGGUUAGCAGAUAGGAGGGUAGAUAGGGGUGGGGGCGGCGGCCCGCUCCGGAGAGUAGGUUAAGUUUGGUCGUAAGCACCCUGUGUGAUGCGCUUAGGGGAGAUGCUUUUCGCGAGUACAUCGAAAACAAGCAAAAUUCACUUCUAUAUCGCUAAUAAGAGAGUCUAAAAUCGUUCUAUUCGUAUGAAAUCGUGCAGUUUUUAGCUGCAACUCUUUCUGAACAACGAAAUUUUGCCUUUUUGAAUGAUUUCAAUAAUCAGAAGUGCGUUUCACUUUAUACAUUUAUUUCACUUACCGGCUUAAGAUCAUUAAGCUUAACACUUUAUAUUGAAUAUGUACACAUGGCAGCAUCUCCCCUGAGCGCGCGUGUAAGUGCGUAUGUAUAUAUAUAAUAUAUUACUUGUGCGUGUGUGCGUGUGUUUGUGUGAAGCAGUAUCUUGCACCUAGUACGGUUCGUACGUGCCUACUUUUGUAUUCAUGCAUUUUUACCCGUUUCUAUAUUAAUAUUCAGUUUUUUUUCCGUUAAUAAUAGUAACCGUGGCUACAAUCACCCUGGAGAUGUUUUCACCUUUUAUUUGUAGCUUCCGGGCGUCGUCGUGGUCACUUAGCGGUUAUUUUUUAUUCAAUAAAGAUUUCAGUUGCUAUCUGGGAUCCUAAUUACCGCAUUUUUAAGGAAUACAGAAACUAAACCAAUAUUGUAUUGGUUCCAUAUUCGUUUUCAAAAUGUCUGCUUUCAACAUGGUUUGUUUUUAGUUGUUUGCUUUUACAUUUAUAUACGUUAUAUGAUAUCGCUUUGUGAUUGUGACGCAAUACGCUGUCUCGAUGCAGAUAGGUCAAUGCUUUACGAUGAAUUUGAUGCUUUAAAACAUUCAACUUUCUUUCGCUAAUUAGCAAUUUGACUACAUUCAAGUGCAUUACAAAUCGAGCUCUUAUUACUAAGCAAUACAGGCGCUCAGUAUAAAAAAAAUAUAUUAAAAGACAAAUUCUUUAAGACAAGUUGCGACCUGUCUGUAUCUGAUUAGACUACGGUUUUUAUAAACAAGCAUCUGACGAUAGUUUAAUGUGUUAUAAUAGCUUUGUUAUACGUUACUUUGACCAGAACCUAUGCAUGAGAAUGUGAUGGGAGAAUCAUAUCUUUAAACUUUUUACGUUACACGUUGUUAUCACAUGACUGUUGUACAUAACAUCUUCUUGCUUAGCGCUUUAUAAGUGCCUGCGUAGUUAUUGCCCCUAUGUUUCUUUUAAAUAACAAUUGUAAAGACAUCUUUUUUAUAUAAUGCAACACUUGAUUUCUAAGUAUAUCGUUUUUCUUAAUUUCGUUAAGAGCUGUGGUGAUAUAAGUUAAAUGUUUCGGUUAGUUGCGAGGUUUUGUCUCUUUCACUCGUCGACAAUUCGACCUAAAACUGUGCGCAGUUCGAAUAUAAAAAGUUUCGCUUACUCAGCGUCAGGUCGAGUCAGCAGUGAAGUAAGCCCGCUUCGCGAUUGUGAACUCUACUACCUACUGUUAAUGUUAAAUUUAGAUUUACAUCCGCUCGUCAUCGUACGUCAAAUCGACGUAGAUUGUUGCAGGGCGUGCGUUCCGAUGCGGACGAAUAUUGACGACUUAUCUGCAGAUUGGUGGCCAAUGGAUGGCGCAGGACAUCUUUUUCCUUUGUGGAAACUAAAGUUAUUUUAUAACUGAUUUUGUGGGAACUCUUUUUUUGAGUUUUAUCAAAUUCUUAUCACCCACUGCGCCUACAUUGAACGCGUCCAAACUGCGGGGGUCGUGCAAACGCAGUAUCUGUAAAAUAGUUUAUAAUCACCCUUAUGGAACAUAGAAAUAGUGCGACGUUUUAGAUUGCCACCUAUAAAGACAAUCUAGCGCCUCUCCUGUAGACGGGUGCAGUCUAAACCGGUCCUAAAGUAAGUUGAUUUACAGUACAUUUUCCUCAGACCAUUUUGCAUAGCGUGACAUAAGUCGGCAUACGUCCGUUAAAGAGUUACAUUAUAGAUGAAAGAAAAAAAGUAAUACUAUUUAAAAUACAAUAAAAAAAAUCUCUUUCUAUUACGAGUAAAAAUAAAUAGAAGUUAUAUUAGACCGAGGGCGGCGCGGUUCAUUCGUUCUAUUUCGUAAGUUUAGGGUAGUUUUUCGAUAGCUUGGGUUCCUCGGUGACGUGAGGGGUCGUCGCGCGCCUAGUCCGUGUUCCGUAUCGACUGUUGAGGCUCGCGAGGAGGCGCACAAAUUCAUAAUUAUACCGAAAAAACAAUGCUCGAAUACUACUUGAGGCUAUGGAUUCACAUACCUAAUAAAAUCCUUUGAUAGUAUCAAUUUCCUAAACACACCGAUUCCACCCGUAUACUGUUAACGAAAGGUUGUAACUUGUGCCUCCCCGCGACAUGUGGCUUAAUUUUAACAACAAUUUUAUGGUACAAAAAGUAAUUUUAGUUCCAUAGAUACAAUUAAGAGCUACAGAUGUUAUAUUUAGAAAUACGAAUUAUAUCCAUCGCGAUCACGCAAUCGCGAUUAUAUUGAAUAGUGUGUUAUACGUCAUAAUGCUAGAUAAUGCGUGGGUAUUUUAGUCGGCGUAGACAGCAGUGCACGGUCCGUGGGUGUUAAUUUUGAAAGGAUUUUGAUUUUGUCGUGUCGAGCCGGCAGUUUUUUGAUAAUCUUAGAAUACAUGAAAAUAGUUACUGUUAGGGCGCCAAUGUUAGUUUCUCCCGUUGAGUAAAGUAUGUAGUUUACGUAAGUCAUUAUAGAAUGUUUGUUUUCCUUAUUGUUUUCGUGGAUAUUCGCAUGUGUCGGUAGCGGCUCGAGUGCUGCCCUGUGAUACAAGCGCGGCGCCCCCCGCCCCUCCCCGCGCCCUAACCCAAACACGAACGGAACUAAACGUCAUCCCUUUCCUACAAAGGAACACUUUAUUUUAAAAAAAUCGUUCGAUUAAAUAAUUCGAUCGAUUUAAUUAGGUUUCACGUUUUUGAUCAUCUCAUUUUUAUGUUCUCCUUUCGGCACACGCUCGUCACUCGGUGUUUUUUUUUACGUUUUUCCUGAAUUUGUCCGAAUUUUGAAGAAUUUUAAAUCUAGCAGCAUCCUGCUCUUAUUGAUGAAGAAAACAUUUCUUUCUUUCAAAAGUGAACUAUAUCUGAAUCUUUGUUUGGGGAGAUGAAAUAUGUAAUCCAUUUCCAUUCCUGAGCGUGUGUCCGCAUCGCGUUUGUUAGUUUGCGUCGUGGUCGCGUUGUUUUACCAGUUCGCGUGCAGUCUGAAGUGUCAGAUAGUCAAUUAUCGUAAUCAUUAUAUUAUCGCCGCACGCCGCCGCCACACUUGUCAAUGACAGCUUGUAAACAACCUACGUGUGGCGAGCUAUAUAAAGUGUGAACCUUAGGGUAUAUGUAACUUUGGACUCGAAGACUUUAAAGCUUUCUUACAAAGUCAUGUAGAACAUCUAAUUUAACAAAAUGCAAUGAAUAAGUAUGAUUUCUUUCGCCAUUCAGUGAUUAAAAAUAGAUUUUGGAUAAAUAAAUCCUGUACGGACUUGAAAUUUCUUGAAUUGCCUACUUUUACUUUUGAAAUCUACUCCAUCUUGUAAUUAUAUUGACGACUUCUUAGUAUAUUUAAAAGUCAAAUAAAAUGAAAACAUUGCAAAGGUCCAUCGUUACAAAGUUUGAGAACAGAGCGUGGCAGCGGCAGUGCCCCCGCGCCGCCCUCCCUAUAAGUGUUAUACAUACAUUAAAUAGGGCAUUUAGUUAUGGAUGAAAUACAAAACUGUGAAAAAAAUAAAAUAAAAAUAAUAAUCAAGAGUUAUACUAUAGUACGUUAGUUUUAAUUAUAUUUCUGAUAUUAAUUGAUGUUUUGCUAAAAGAUAAUUUAUCUGUGCGUUACGUUUGAUGUCGCGUGGGUGCGCGGGCGCCGGUGUCGCAGCGACCGUGCCAAGCCUUCUUCACCCCGGACAACAUCAUAAACCAUACACAACGAAGCCUGCGUUGUAGCAAUUUUACUUACAAAAAUGUGUACAGUGCGACAAGGAUCUUUAUAAAUGUGAGUGACAGUUCAGGGAGGGCGCCCCUAUCUACGUAAAUGACAUACAAAAUGUGACGUUCAUAAAGACGGCGUGUUUAGUUCCAAUUUUCGCCACAUUUUAAAUGAUCCUCGUCGCACUAUAGUAGCAAUUUUACUUACAAAAACGUGUACUGCGCAAGUUUGUUUGUGUACGGUUUAACUGGAGAUGUUUGCCGCUACCUUUACCUGCAGACGAUCUCGUCAGUCGUCAUCUAAAGUUCCUCCAUCCGCUGCUGUUGUAUCGUACGCGCCGGCCACUCGGCCACGUGCCUCUAUUGAGACCAAAGGACCUAUUUCUUACGUCCGGAAAUAAUCUAUUUAGCACUUUGAUUUCUUGGAAAACAUCUAACAGUUGGGAAAUUAUAAUGUUUGUAUUAUGAAAUAAAAACUCCGUAUUUAAGGAAUAGAUUUUUUGAAGAACCUUAAAUGUGAUAGUGAAACGUUUCAAAUUCAAACCAAGUCGCGCAGUUUUCUCAGCGAGGUAUGGCUUGAUUUUCAAUCGCUCUAACAUCUAAAGGUUCUGGUUUCCAACAUUCCCUAAUUGAGUGCACGCAAAGUGGCCGAGUAUUAGUUAUAAUUGAUCCGCCACAAUAUUAUAAUAACCAUGGAAAAUAUUAUAUUACAUAUAAGCAAUACCACAGUACCUGAAAUUGAUGAAAAAAAAAGGAAAUAAUAUUAUAAAAAUGUAAUAGUUCGGAAAAUAUUGAUUGGAUACAGAAAUAUGAUAACAGGCGGUGUUCGACGAGCAGAUACAGAAACAGGACAGGGUUUGAGUUUAGAGUGCGACUCUCGUGUGUACACCGGCCGCUGAAUGUGAGACCUUCAUUCCCAUUGCCCCAGCGAGGAUUGCCACCGGAGGCAAAUGGGAACAGGUAAAUGGAAAUAAAAAACUAGUGGUUGGCAAUUCCCACGGGGGCAAUGGGAAUAAAGAUUGAGAGACGCAUGCGGUCCUUGUCAGCACGAGACUUCUCGUUCAGCUUGAGUUUAGACGUCGAUUGAUUUAAUUACUCUUGUGUACGUUAGUUCUCAACGGUACAUUGUACUGGGCACAGGGGACACCGGAAACGUAUUUGCCUUUCAAAUGUCAUUGCUUCAUAACGCGCCAUUUAAUAAUUAAGUUUGACGGGGUAGUGUUUCCCGUGUUCUCGUGGUUGUAAAUACGGGCAGGCUGAUUGGACUGUAUUUCGAAUAAAUAUAAUGAUAAGAUCUAUUCGCUUGGGAGAGUGCUGGUAUUAACUUUCAGUAACCGAUUGUCACAUCGGGAGGUGCCGAUUUCGGUGGUAGACGUAACACGCGAGGAGAGACACUUGUUUCUCAGCUCCCCACUGUUUGUAGGGUGCGCGGUAACUUAGGUAAACGGUUGAAGGGAUCAUAAGCGAGGUGUUAGGAUUAGUAUAAGGAUUCCCCCUUUAUUCUCAUUUGUUCGAUUCAUUAGUUCGAUCGUCGAACUAGUGAGAUUUUUUUUUCUCAUUAGUUCGAUCGUCGAACUAGUGA
Molecule: messenger RNA, 9315 nt
Organism: Chilo suppressalis (striped riceborer)
Lineage: Eukaryota; Metazoa; Arthropoda; Insecta; Lepidoptera; Crambidae
Source: the annotation of a GenBank genome assembly